Molecule: messenger RNA, 1962 nt
Organism: Haliotis rubra (blacklip abalone)
Lineage: Eukaryota; Metazoa; Mollusca; Gastropoda; Lepetellida; Haliotidae
Exons: 2
Coding region: 1-1962 (653 amino acids)
Biological process (GO): DNA integration
Molecular function (GO): nucleic acid binding
Source: RefSeq, a predicted model, not a curated record
AUGACAGAACUUCUCAAUGGACAGGAAGGUGCCGAAGCAAUUAUGGACGACAUCAUCGUGCAUGGGAAGAAUAUAAAAGAGCACGACAAGAGACCAGAUGAUGUAUUAUCUACACUUAAGAAAGUAGGACUGGUCCUCAACAAGGAGAAAUGUCAUGUUGCACAGAAAGAAAUAGUCUACUUUGGACACAAGAUCAACAAGAACGGGAUAAGUCCAGACCCAGCAAAAGUUGCUGCAAUCUCAAGUCUCAAACCACCAACAGAUGUGAAAGACCUUCGCCGUACAGUUGGUAUGACUGAGGUGAAGUAUGCUCAGAUCGAGAAAGAAUGUCUUGCAAGUGUGUGGGCCUGUGAGAAAUUUGAGCGAUAUCUGGUAGGACUCUCAGAUUUCAAGAUACUGACAGACCAUAGACCUCUAGUUCCACUGAUGAAUACACAGGAUCUAGACAGAGUUCCUCUCAGAUGUCAACGUCUUCUGAUGAGAUUUCGACGAUACAACGCUGUAGCUGAGUACGUUCCAGGAAAGUGUCUCGUCGUCGCUGAUGCUUUAUCAAGAAGCCCGAUGGAUGAAUCAUCAACACAGAGUCACAGUGAAGAGGUUGUUGAACAGCAUGUCAACAUGGUGCUUACAAGCAAGCCGAUGUCCGAUGUUAAGAUGGAAGAGCUAAGACAAGCAACUCUGUCUGACAGUGAACUACAGAUGGCUAUACAGCUCACCAAGUAUGGAUGGCCUGAUUACCUUAGCGACGUGCUGGAACUCGCCACACAGUAUUUCAAAGUUCGCACUGACCUGUCAACUGCCAACAAUCUGCUUAUGUACAGAAAUCGCAUUGUCAUUCCCAGAAGUAUGAGAGACUCAGUAUUGGAGUCCAUUCACAUUGGUCACCAAGGGGUUACCAAGUGCAUUGAAAGAGCCAGAACUUGUGUGUGGUGGCCAGGUGUGGUAAAUGACAUUAAGGACAGAAUUGCGAUGUGUGCAUUUUGCAUUUGCAACAGGGCGACUCAACAAAGAGAGCCACUCAUUACCACUCCAUUACCUCAACUGCCAUGGAUGAAGAUUGCUGCUGACCUGUGCUACAUAAAUGGUCAGAACUUUCUAGUGGUAACAGACUACUUUUCACGCUUCAUCGAGAUUGCUCACUUGACAAACAUAUCAAGGCAGCAAGUCAUUGUAAAAAUGAAAGCCAUGUUCGCACGAUGGGGAAUUCCAGGAGAGGUACUGUCCGAUAAUGGCACGCAGUUCUCGUCUGAAGAAUUCGAGAAGUUUGCCCAACAGUACAACUUUCAUCAUACAACAUCCAGUCCUCACUACCCGCAGGCUAAUGGUGCUGCGGAAAGCGCAGUAAAAAUUGCUAAGAGACUGUUAAUGCAAGACGAUCCAUAUUUUGCACUGUUGUCUUACAGAUCAACCCCGAUUGAAGCCACAGGUUCCAGCCCUGCAGAGAUGAUGAUGGGUAGAAAACUACGCACUACUUUACCAAUCACAAGAGACAAUCUAGUUCCCCAGUGGCCAGAUUUGGACAGAGUUCAAUCCAAAGAUGACAAGAUGAAGAAACGAUAUGAGCAGCAGUACAACCGAAGACAUUCUACACGACCCUUACCUGGACUCACUCCAGGUACCACGGUUCGUGUGAAGCUAGACAGUGAAAAACAGUGGUCUACACAGGGUGUCAUCAAGUCUGGCGACCAGUCUCGCAGAAGUUACGAUGUGGAGACACCACAAGGCAUCUACCGCCGAAAUCGACGCCACAUCCAGAUCGACAAAUCAGGGGCCGAUAAACCGGAUCCAUCAGACGACCCAACUCCCAGUCUUGUGUCGCAGAACUGUGUUCCAGUUGAAAAUGACCAGACCAUGAGCUCAAAUGUGAAGCCAGCUUCACACGAUUCAGGCAUUAACACUCCGGUGACAACUCGCUCUGGUCGCAUAAGUAAGCCUCCUAGGCGAUAUGAUGAAGACUUUUAA